AUGUCCAAACUCCAACCUACUAAUCUUGUAAAGCUUUUGGGAUUUUGCAUUGAGAUAGAUGAAAGAAUAUUAGUCUGUGAGUACAUGUCUAACAAGAGCUUAGACUACUACCUAUUUGAUUCAAAUCGUAAGAAUUUGCUAGGCUGGGAGAAACGCUUGAACAUCAUUGAAGGCAGUGCACAAGGACUUCUUUAUCUUCACAGGUAUUCAAGAGUGAAGGUGAUACAUUGUGACCUGAAAGCAAGCAAUGUAUUACUCGACGAAGACAUGAAUCCUAAAAUAUCUGACUUUGGCAUGGCUCGAAUACUUGGUUUAAAAGUGUCACAAGAAAAGACAAAAAGAGUUGUUGGUACAUAUGGUUACAUGGCUCCUGAGUAUGCAAUAAAUGGUAUUGUGUCUAUCAAAACAGAUGUAUUUAGCUUUGGUAUACUACUGUUAGAGAUUCUUGGUGGCAAGAAGAAUAAUAGUUCCUAUGAUUCUGAUCGUCAACUCAGCCUCACAGGAUAUGCGCUAGGAUUCUUGUAGGCAUGGAAGCUCUGGAUUGAAGAUAGAGCGCUGGAACUAGUAGAGCCUGCAUUAAAUGAAUUGGGUUCUCAGAAUGAGAUUUUGAGAUUUAUUAAUAUUGGCCUCUUGAGUGUUCAAGAUCAAGCAAAAGAUAGACCUACAAUGUUAGAUAUUAUUUCUUUUCUAUCAAAUGAUACAAUCCAACUUCCCCAACCAAAGCAACUUGCAUUCUUCAUGAAUGAAAAGUCAGAGCUUCCUUACAACAGGCAAGAACAGUGGCGGAUCCAGGAUCCGAAGUCAGGGGGUUCAAAUUUUUUAAACGAGCACAUUGCUAAAAAUAUAAGUAAAAACAACUUUAAUCAAGACACACUUCUUACAAUAAAGACACUGAGACACACACGCGUGUAUGAGAGA
Messenger RNA from Lotus japonicus, 918 nucleotides. Its product is annotated as cysteine-rich receptor-like protein kinase 10. Lineage: Eukaryota; Viridiplantae; Streptophyta; Magnoliopsida; Fabales; Fabaceae. Bases 1 to 525 code for a protein of 174 amino acids. The record is from RefSeq and is a predicted model, not a curated record. Gene Ontology annotation, molecular function: protein kinase activity; ATP binding. Gene Ontology annotation, biological process: protein phosphorylation. The transcript has 4 exons.